Lactuca sativa (garden lettuce) is the source of this 1236-nucleotide messenger RNA. Its product is annotated as U-box domain-containing protein 4. Lineage: Eukaryota; Viridiplantae; Streptophyta; Magnoliopsida; Asterales; Asteraceae. The record is from RefSeq and is a predicted model, not a curated record. Gene Ontology annotation, molecular function: ubiquitin-protein transferase activity. Gene Ontology annotation, biological process: protein ubiquitination.
AUGAAACAUAUGGGAUAUGAAAAGCCAUCGGCUAUUGUCUUAAAAGCUAUAAGGGAACAAGUGGAAGGAUCUGAUCCUAGCUCAGAAACUAGGUCAAAAAUUGCUGAUUUGUUAAGCUUAAGAACAAAUCAAGAACUUCUAAUCGAAGCUGUUGCACUUGAAAACUUGAAGGAGAAUGCUGAACAAGCAGAAAAGAUUGGGGAUUUGGAGUAUAUUGAAGAAAUGAUUGCUCUUGUUACACACAUGCAUGAUUGCUUUGUGGAAAUGAAACAAUCAGAAAGCUCUAACCCUGUUCCAAUUCCUCCAGACUUCUGUUGUCCACUGUCACUUGAAUUGAUGACAGACCCUGUGAUUGUAGCUUCUGGGCAGACAUAUGAGCGGGGGUAUAUUCGUAAUUGGAUCAAUCUUGGACUCAAUGUUUGCCCUAAAACAAUGCAAACUCUUGUUCAUAAUAAUUUGAUUCCUAAUUACACUGUGAAAGCAUUGAUUGCUAAUUGGUGUGAAUCCCACAAUGUUAAACUCCCAGAUCCUGUAAAGCAGCCAUUAAGGUUAACCUUGAAUCAACCUACUUCACCUAGAUCGAAUGGAAUCUAUCAGGAAGAAGCUUCUUCUCCAGUGCAUCGUCAUGUCCAUUCAUCUUCAGAAGAUUCUGGAAAGGGGAAUGAGUUUAAUACAGUUGAAUCCGGUGAGAAAAGUUUGGAUUCCGGUGGACCUGGACCUGGACCAUCUGGAGUGGAUGAAGGAUCACCACCGGAGGCACCUGCAAUUGAGUCGUCUUCUUCAGCUCCGGCAACCGCUUACAAUAGUGAUGCUUCAGGGGAGCUGGCGGCAGAGCCUCAGGCUGCCAUUGCUGCUUCCCAGCAUGCAGUUUCACCUCGAUUAGGAAACAGAGCACGAAACCAAAUAUGGCGGAGAUCAUCUUUUGGGCCGAGAGUUGUUUCUUCUGCUACUGAAGCGAGACCUGAUCUCACGGAACUCGAAACGCAGGUGAAGAAAUUGGUCAGCGACUUGAGCAGCGCUUCCAUUGAUACAGUCAGGAACGCCACCGGUGAACUCAGAUUACUUGCGAGACAAAUGAAAUUGAAAGGUAGAGGCGCUACACUCCUUUUUUUGUUCGUGUCACCACACAUCAACAUAGAGAAAUCGAGAACCCCUGCAGGUUUGAUCUGUUCAGAAGACGGGAUCAAAGAUUUGGUGAUAUUGCGAUUUUGUUGUGGGAGAAAAGAGGAUUUGUGA